GCUGAGCCGGUGGGAUGAGCUUCAGGCUGGGGAUGCUGCAGCCUGGCGCCACCGUGUCCCUGCGGGUCUGUGCCGUCGGCCUACGGCCCGAGGUGCCCAUCCUGUGGCUCUGGGGGCUGCUGGGUGAGCACAAUGCUGAUUAUGUCCAGCUCCGCAGUGUGAUCCAGGUGAUGGUGAAGCAGCACCUGGCAACUGCCUCAGGUCCCAGCAGGCGAGUGGCCAGUGGGGUUGAGCUACAGAUUGGAGACCUGGGCCUGGUGGAGGUGGUUGGACAGUGGUACCGCUGCUGUGUGGUGAGUCGUCAUGGCCAGCAGUACCGUGUGUUCCUGCUUGAUGAGGGCUGCACAGUUGUCACGUCUGCCUGUUACCUGGUGCAGGGCUUCAAGGAGGUUUUCUGCCUGCCCCCAGAGGCACUGGGCUUUAUUGUGGCUGAUGUCCUGCCUGAUGGAGGUUCCAGGGUGGUAGCCUCUGAGAACGUUUUAGUCUCCACCUGGACAGUGGAAGCUAUGGAGUUUCUUAGCUGCCUGCAUGGCAAGGAGGUGUCUGGUCUGGUGCGGGAAGUGGUGAUGCCCCAGCUCAUAGUGCUUCAGCUGCCCCAGCUUGUGAUGCAGAUGCAUCACCUGGGCCUAGCCAGGCAGGUCACUCCCAGUAGGUUCUGCCAGGUUCUCAGAUGCUGCGUAUCUUCUGGCCACAUAAGGAAUCAGUCCAAGCUACAGCCUCUAGCACAUUCCCUUGUAACAUCUGCAGUGACACAGCUUCUUAGCGUUUUGCUCUCAUACCAGCUGGUGACACCUGCCUUGGAUUACUUCUACCCACAGCUUCAGGUGGGUGUGAAAGAGCCCGUUAUAGUGACCCAUGUUUCUGACCCACACCACAUCUACUGUCAGUUGCAGAGCCUGUCCCAGGAGAUUCACCGUCUCUCUAAUGCUAUGUUCCACACUUACAACCAGUGGGAGCUGGAUUUGUUGCCCAAGGUGGGUUCGGCCUGUGCUGCCCGUGGCAUAGAUGGCCAGUGGUACCGUGCACUCCUGCUGGAGCUUAUUUCUGGAGAGCAGGACCAGCAAAUGGCUCUAGUGAUCUUUGUGGACUAUGGCAGAAAGGAGACUGUGACCAGAGCUAACUUGCGUCAUUUGCCUGCUGAGUGUUUUCGCAUGCCUGUGGUGACAUACGCAUGUGCUCUUCAGGGUAUCUCAGAUGGGGGUCAUGGCUGGUCCCCAUCACAAAUUGAUGAGCUGAAAGAAUUGGUGCUAGGCAAAGGAGUAACUGCUGUCAUCAAUGCAUUUAAUUCCUUUGAGCAUCUCUAUUAUGUGAGCUUGUAUGGGGAAAAUGGCAUCAACUUGAACCAUCUUUUUGGGAUGCAGGCAUGCUGCCUAGUGAGCCAAACUGAAGUUGGGGAGCAGCAAGAAGAGUUUGCAGCCAGAGAGUUGGAAUUGCUACCAGAAGUACCUCCUGUUGCUUUAAUUCACAAAGAUUUGGCCUCUCUUCCUGUAGUUGGUGUCCAUCUGAAAUUGGAUGUGUUGUACAAUGUGCAGGUCUCUCACAUCCGAGAUCCAUCUGAGUUCUGGCUGCAGCUCCAUGAGCAUUGCCAGCUCUUCAGGAAGCUGAAGCAGAACAUGUGGAAUUUUUACUCCCAUGCCACAAAGUUGGGUGGUGCUGGGUGGGACCUGCAGCCUGGAUCCCUUUGUUGUGCUAGUGGGAAAGAUGGUGCCUUUUAUAGAGCGAUGAUCACCAGGGUGCUGGAUAGUGGGGUAGAAAUACACCUGGUGGACAGAGGCAAUAUGGAAACUGUAGAUCGGUGUGUGGUGAAGGAGCUGCUGCCUUGCUUCAGGGAACUACCUGCUUUAGCUCUCAAGUGUUGUUUGGCAGGUGUCUCCCCUUUGGGAGGGAGUUGGAGUGAAUCAUCGGUGUCUGCCUUCAGAGAGAUUGUACUGGACAAGGCACUGAAGGCUCAUUUUUUGGACAUGAGGGGUGACAAAUAUACAGUUGAAAUUUUUGACCAGUCCCAAUUAGGGAAGAAAAGUGUAAGUAAACUCAUGACCCAGGGAGGGUAUGCUGAAUACGAGAGGAGUGAAAUACUUGAAAGUCUUCAGAAAUCAUCUGAUGAGGCUGUGAGCCAGGCUUCUGCCCCAGCAUGUGCUAGGGAGGAAUACCAAAUAAAUGCAGAAAAGAAGCUGCCUGAAGAAUCUAAUCUAAACAGAAGUGAUAGAGCACUUAAUCCUCAGGUGGCUGUGAUGGUCAGAGAGAGCCCUGUGGCAGAUGUUCCCAAUUCUAAAAGGAAUGAGUCUGUUGCUGCUCAGCAGUACAAUGGCAAGGAAAAUCUGCCUGUCUCUUUGAGACAGGCUUAUGUGGAAAUGAAGUCCAGCCCCUCUUACAGAGGUCAGUUAGAAGUGGGAAGUACAGUUAAUGUAGUUGUGUCAUAUGUUGAAAGUCCAAGUUACUUUUGGUGUCAGUUAAGUGGAAAUAACCAUGACCUUGAGUUACUAAUGAAGGAAAUUCAGGAGUAUUGCAAAAAUUCAUCCCACCCACCUGGUUGGCCAAAUUCUGUAUGUUUAGCCCAGUACUCAGAGGAUGAAAAGUGGUACAGGGCUUUAAUUACUAGUGAAGUCCCUUCUGCAAAAAAAGUAGAAGUCAUGUAUGUUGACUAUGGCAACAGAGAGCUGGUCUCUCUGACAAACCUUCGCUCAAUUAAUGAACACUUUCUUGGGUUAGAGGCUCAGGCUUUCAGGUGCAGCCUUUACAACAUAAUCCAAGCAAAUGAUCAGGAUCCACUUGCUUGGAGCGCAGAAGCGAUUCAGACUUUUCAGGAGUUUGUUGAUGCAUCUUCCUCUCAUGUUGAAAUGAAAUGUACAAUAUUUGCCUUGGCUUCGAUAAACAAUAAUGAGCUGUUUAACAUCGUAGACUUAAGAACACCUUUUCAGAGUGCUUGCCAGUUUUUGACCGAGAGAGGUGUGGCGAUGCAUUUGUCUCCUCAGAAGUGUCUGAUACCCUCGUUUCAGCUUCAUUCUUACUAUUAUUCUAUGCAUGAUAUCAAAAUUGGGAGUGAGGAAGAUGUUUAUAUUACACAUGUUGAAGAUCCAUGCGUAUUUUACUGCCAACUUGAAAGACAUGCAGAUGUCUUAGUACAGCUUACUGAUGACAUCAGUCGCCUCUGUGAAACAGUGACCAGCUUAAAAACCUUGCAAAAGCAUGGGAGCUUGUGUCUGGCAAAGUAUACUGAUGAUCACUGGUACAGGGCAAUAAUUACAAAAACAAACUCUAAUAUGGAAGUUUUCUUUGUGGAUUUUGGCAAUACAGAGACAGUAGAGAAUGAUCAGCUGCUAUAUUUACCCAGUGAUGCUUUUGAUAUCUUGUUUUUGCCAAUGCAGGCCAUAAAAUGCUCCUUACCUAAUAUAGCUCAUGUUCCCGAAGAAGCUACAAGAUGGUUUAAGCAAGCUGUCUUAGAAAGGCAAUUAAAAGCCAUAGUAGUAGGAAGGGAAUCUGAUGGCAAACUGUUGAUUGAGUUAUUUGAUGGCAGUACUCAGAUUAAUGCAAAACUGAAGGAGGAGUUAAGGUUAAUAAACAACGCAGGAUUGUGUAGGCAUGUAGAAGAUGAAACUUUGUGCUCUAGAAAUAGAGAUGUGAAUGAGAUGAAUGAGCCUGCAAAGUCCCCUUUAAAUGCAAGUAGUUCUGUAGAAAGACAAAAAUGCACAUCUGAAGCCCAAGGAGGAGGUGGCAGUAGCAAAGGUCAUUUCAAAGAUGAUGCAAACGUUUUCCAGUCUGCUAGGAAGGGAGAUCUGGCAGCUGGAUCACUAGAAUCUGAUGAAAUGCUUAGCAGUAAGAAGGAUGCUUUUUUGUUAGAUAAAGUGGGGAAGGAGUCUCUGCAUUCUGUCCAGGUGGAUACACUGUCAGAUAUUAAAUCUGAUGCUGAAGAUGGGUCCAUAAUGCUUAAAAAUGUUUCUGAUCUGCUGCAACAGAAGAUAGUGCCAGCUCUUAAACUGUUAGUGUAUGUGUCUCAUGUAAAUGAUCCACUCGAUUUUUAUGUUCAGCUGGAAAGUGACCAGGAUCAGCUUAACAGCAUUUCAGAAUGCUUAAACAAUAGGACACAAACAUACAAGUCUUGUGGACAGCCUUUUCAAGCAGGAGAUGUAAUCAGUGCUGUUUAUCUGGAAGACAGUCUGUGGUAUCGAGCAGUAGUAAAAGAGAAGACUUCUGACAAUUCAUUAAGUAUACAAUACAUUGAUUAUGGUAAUACUUCAGUAAUUAAUGCUGGUCAAGCGCACAGACUCCCUGAAGAGUUGUCAUCUAUUCCUGCAAUGAGCAUUCACUGCUGCUUAGGUGGACUUAAAUGUAGAAAAAACACAGACUGGGCAGAGAAAGCAGUGCUUUACUUCAUCAGGAGAACAAGUGACAUUCUGCUAACAUGUGAAUUUGUAGAGAAGGUUGAAGAUAAAUGGGAAGUUAUUCUCAGUGAUCAUCAAGGUAUAGUAACAGUGGAUUUAGCUGAUGAAAAUCUUACAAGUAGGGAAAGAACUUGUUCAAGAGAGAGACUUGAUAGAAGAGAGAACAGUGACAUGAUAACUGUGUGUGAGCCUUUGCCUCCUCAGGCACAGAAUGAAAUUUCCUGUGUAAGUGAUUAUAAAACAUUUAUCUGGAAGCUUCCAGCAGUAGGUCAAACUGUAAAAAUUUAUGUCACAAUGGCAGAUGGUCCAGAAUACUUUUGGAGUCAGAGUGCUGAUACAGAAGACAUGAACUACAUAGAGGAAAAAAUACAGGAAGCUGAAAACCUUGGACUAAACUGCUUGAAGGAUUGUGUAUCUUGUAUUGAAAGUGGUGAUGCUUGUCUAGUAAAGUAUAGUGAAGAUGGAAAGUUCUACAGAGCUAAAGUCAUGAGCGUGAAAGGCGACAUUGUAGUUGUUAGACACGUGGAUUAUGGAAGUGAGGAGGCUGUUAGCAUGACAAUGGUCAAACAGAUUCCAUGUGAAUUGCUCAAAGUUCCUUGUCAAGCAUUUACUUGUUGCCUGUCAGGUUUCUGUUCCUCAGAGGGCUCAUGGCUUAGUGAAGCAAAAGAAAAGUUUUAUGAUAUGACCAAAGACCUCUUAUUAGAAGCUGAAGUAAUGGAAACUCGGGAAGAUAAAGCUUCUGAAGUCCCUCUGUCUGUUGUCAAGCUGGAAGCUUCUGGCAAGAGUAUCAAUGAAGAGAUGAAGUCUUUUUGGAAGGCCUAUGGUGGAACUGGUGACAGUGCUUUCUCAAACCUUGAGGACCUCUUAAAGGAAGACAGAUGUUCAAACAAUGAUGUGGAUCUUUGUCUCAAAAGCGAAACUACUGAUACUUGUUCAUUAGUUCAAGAAGAAAGUGAAAGUGCUUUGCUUUGUUCAGAACCUUUCCUGGGUGUGACUUCAGAGUUUUUAAAUACCAUAGAAGCAAAUGCAUCAGUGGGAGCUGUUGCAUAUGUGUCUGGAAAGGCUGAUGAUGGAAGUGGAAUAGCUGAGUAUCAAAGUAACUUUGGUAAAGAGAUGUCUGAAGAAGACAGCAGUAACAACAUGUUAGUAGAACCAAUGAGAGGCUGUAGUCUUCAUAUUUUGGGGAGUGAGAUGAAAGCUGCAGAACAAGAAUUAUCUGGAGUAAUGUUUGAAGAGGCGACAGGCACUGAUUCCGAAACCAGGCUUUUCCUAGGAAACAAACAAGAAGCACAAAGCCUGCCAGUGCUCCAGGUACAGUCUUCAAGUGAUGAAACAGGGACAUUAGUAGAACUGGAAGAAUUACAAAUGUACCCUUCAUAUGAUGAUCUGAAAGAGUUCAUAGUGGAGCUAGAUGCACUUCCAGUACAGUCUUCCUGUGAUGAAGAACCAAAAUCACUUGAAACACCGACACUUCUGGGCAGCAAAGCAAGAGAGGAAGUGUUGGAACAAGAAUCAUUUGAUCUGCAAGUUGUGAGUGAGCAGAUGGGGGAGUUGGAAGCUCUGAAAUUUGAAAUCUUACCAUCACUUAGUGAGAGAGAGAACUCGUUGCCUCCAAUUAGUGAUGGAGAGAAGACAGUAGAGUUGAUUCCAUCUGAUGUUCAGCUUGCUUUGGAAGAAAGGGAAGAGAAACUGGAAUUGAAUUUGUCUGCAAUUCAUGAAGCACAAGAUGAUUGGAUGGAAGUAGAGACUCCUCCUCUAAGGCUGUCUUCAUCUGGUGAUAGUCAUGACAAGAAACUGGACCUGAAGACUCAUGAUGUGCUUGGUGCUGAAAUUGAGCAACUUCUGAAACUGAUGCUACCUGAUAUGCAGCUGUCUCAGGAAGACAGGGAGGAUGAUUCAUUAGGACUGAAACAUGCUGCACUGCAAAGUUCAAAUACUGGAAGUCAGUUUUCAUUUCUUACAAAAGACUUAACCAAUCAGAGGCCUGUUUGCACUGUAAAAUUGGGUGACCACAAAGCUGAGAAAUGUAAGGAAUGGCAGAAUAAGAAAGAGGACUGUAAUGUGGAAGAAUGGAUGAAAGAAGACUUGACUGAGUCAUUUCAAGAAUGUGGAAAUACACCUGUGCAGUCUUCAGACUGUAAGCCUGGGGAUGAAGUGGAAAAAAGGCAACAUGAGAACUUGACUGACUGCAAUGCAGAACACAGUGAGUACACUUGUAACCUGAAGGGCUUUUCUGUUGGUUCUGAAUGUGUGGUGUGGACCUCUCUGAAUUGGUGCAAGGCACGCAUUUUGGGCGUAUCUGAAGAAGGUACCAGGGUAAGUAUGGUUUGAACA
Dryobates pubescens (Downy woodpecker) is the source of this 6713-nucleotide messenger RNA. It is a transcript of the gene TDRD6, whose product is annotated as tudor domain containing 6. Bases 15 to 6710 code for a protein of 2231 amino acids. Lineage: Eukaryota; Metazoa; Chordata; Aves; Piciformes; Picidae. The record is from RefSeq and is a predicted model, not a curated record. The transcript is spliced from 2 exons.